AUGUUUCACGAUCCGCACUUCGCCCUCAAAUUCACCGUCCUCCCCGUUCCGCAAACGACCUCUACGCCUAAGCUGAAGACCGAAGACUUCGGAGACCGCAUCGACUUCCUGAACUUCGGAUACGAUGAUUUCGAGCCCAAGACGCCAGAGGAGAGGUUGAUGAAGUACCGAGCCGAUGUUGAGUUGUCCAAAGUGCAUGCAAAGCGCUACAAGCUUAUGGCAGAUCGCAAAACGAAAGGCUUCUACGCCGACAAGGUACCGCCUAGGACGGACGAUACUGGAGACAGCCUCGCCUUCCUGAACAGAUACAGCGAAGUAAAGCCCAUGACACCGGAGGAAAAGUUGAUGAAGCUUAAGGCCGAUGUCGAAUUCUCGAAGUUACAUCAGGAUCGGUACAGGUUCAAAACUGCUGAGCUGUUGUUCGAGGGUAGAGCAAUAUUCGCGCAGCUCAUGGUUGAUGUUGAGGAGUCUCGGUUGAAGAGGACACAGGAAGCUGCUACAGCUGACGCAAAGUGGAAAGCUCGCCGGUCCAGCCUUGGAGGAUCGUAA
This is a messenger RNA of Alternaria conjuncta, 549 nucleotides long. RefSeq lists its product as uncharacterized. NCBI's taxonomy places the organism in Eukaryota, Fungi, Ascomycota, Dothideomycetes, Pleosporales, Pleosporaceae. The record is from RefSeq and is a predicted model, not a curated record. The coding region runs from base 1 to 549 and encodes 182 amino acids. The transcript is spliced from 2 exons.